GCGGUGUCGAACGUAUUCCUAACGCUUAGCCCGUUGAGCCACACCGUCAUAAAUUCAAAAGUUUUGAAAUAGGCUACCAAUUAGCAAAAUUAUCAAUGAUAGGUUUCUGGCUUUAGAUGGGUAAAUAAAUGUCACUUUUUAGACCCCCUGAUCUUCCAAUUUCAAUUCUGCACCAUAUACCGGUAGCUGUAGAGUAGAGUCUAAACUUUUUGUUUGCUGUCCUGUCCUAUCUGUUACACUUACAGUACUUUUAAUUUUAGUACUUGUUUUUAUCAACUUUUAUCAUCUGUUAUGCUCAUUAUGGCACUAUGGAGUCGAAAUAAUCUUUAAUCAAUUAUAAAACAUUAUUACCUAAUUCUACAAGUUCUAUUUCUUUGAGCAAAAGCAAUCAUAUUGAAAAAAAAUUGUCACGAUACAUUCAAUAUAUUAAAAUUAGUGUUAAGCGGAUUCCUCCCCCGAAACCGCAUCAAUCUGUCUAAGUUACAACUUCUGUAAUCUUGAGUGAAAAUAAAAUGACACGUUUCGCCAUUCUUUGCUCUUUGUUGACAUCUUACGCUUACGGUUAUGACAUCGCAAACCAAACAUUCUUCAAUAUGUCUGAAUGCAGGAAUGUGGAUGAUUCUCGUUGCAUGUGAGUAAAGUAACUGAGGAACAAUGGCUUCUAAGUUCAGUGGUGCUCUUCAGUUAACUGAUUUGGAUGACUUCAUUGCACCAUCGCAAGAAUGUAUCAAGCCGACACAGAUUAAAAAGCCUUCAGUUGUAUCGCUAAAUAAAGAGAUAAAGAAGAAAUCAAAAAUAAGGCUGGAUGAUGAAGGUAAUUAUGUUGAUGCGGCAAAUGAACAAAUCAAAACUUUGCAGAAAGCUGAAGUAUCUUUGAGUGAUUGUUUAGCAUGCAGUGGAUGUGUUACAUCUGCGGAGUCUAUUCUUGUACAACAACAUAGUUUUGAAGAGUUUUAUAAGGUUGUUUUGUCGAAUAAAUCUGAAAAUCCUAAAAGAUAUAUUGUUGUUUCAACGUCUCCCCAAAGCAGAGCAUCUUUAUCUGCUCAUUAUGGACUUAGUCUUGAAGAGACUGCACUAUUUUUAAGUAAUUUCUUCACUAAAAUUGGUGCAAAUUUAGUAUUGGACACUGCAUAUUUUCGCCAAUAUGUACUUGAUGAAUGUAGGAAAGAAUUUAUUGAAUUAUUUCAAAACAAUGCAAAUUUGCCAAUAUUGACAUCAGCAUGUCCUGGCUUUAUUUGCUAUGCUGAAAAAACUCAUGGUAAACUUGUGAUUCCACAUUUGAGUAAAGUGAAAUCACCACAACAAAUUGCAGGAUCUUUAAUCAAAAGUAUAAUUCCGAGUGUUUCCGAAAACUCACCAAGCUCGGUAUAUCAUGUGACAGUAAUGAUGUGUUAUGAUAAGAAAUUAGAAGCAACAAGAGAGGACUUUUAUAAUGAUAUUUAUCGAAGUAAAGAUGUUGACCUCGUUCUUGCAACAACCGAGGUUCAAACUAUGAUUGAAAAAGAAUCCAUCUCUCCUAAAGACCUAUUAUCAUUGGAUAACCAUACCACUCCUGAUGUUUCAUCCAUUCAUAAAGAAUUACGGAAAGCUUUGUUAGCUCCAUCAAAUCUUAUUAGUAAUGCUGGUGGUGGUUCGGGAGGAUUUCUUGAAUACAUUUUCAGGUCAGCUGCUAAAGAACUUUUUAAUAAGACUGUAGACAAGAUCGAAUACAAAACAAUAAGAAACAAUAAAGAUUUCAGAGAAGUGAUUCUUAAUGAUGAUGAUGGUAAUGUUCUUCUACGCUUUGCAUGUACAUAUGGAUUUCGUAGCAUUCAAAAUUUGGUGCAAAAAAUGAAAAGAAAAAUGUGUAAAUAUCACUAUGUAGAGGUUAUGGCUUGUCCAUCAGGUUGUCUCAACGGCGGUGGACAAAUUAAAGAUCCCAAACUGAGUAGAGAUGAGCAAAAAGAACAUCUUGCACUUAUUCAGAAAAAAUAUGACGAAGUUGAACCUCAGACUGAACUCCAUGAUGUACCUUCUCUUGCUGAUAAAUUCUCUGCAAGUGAUUUGGACAUGAUAUUGUAUACAAAAUAUCACGCAUUAGAAACAGAUAAUGCGAUAGGGCUGGGUAUUAAAUGGUGAUGGAAUGCUUUUAAAUCUGAUUUGUUAUAAUAUGAUUUCUUAUAAACAUAGAAACAGCGCAAUACACAUAUUACUAACUCCAUUAGUGCCUACUCGUUUGGAUAAAUAUUCCAGCAAUAUGUGCAACCUUGUUUUCAACUAUGUGAGCUGUGCUUUGAACAUAUACUGUAAAAAAUAUAGUAUUGUUCUGUUUGCUAAUCUAAUUUUGUACAUUAUAUUAGUUUUAUAAAUGUGCCAUAGGCGAUGCCACCUUGAAUAAUGUUGAUGAUCUGUUCAAUUUAGAUUUUUCAAUGUCAACAUGUAUUAUGUUCCCUUCUAUGGGACAAUUUCCGUAUAUUUAAUUGAUACUCAUAAUAUUGUCUAAACAACAGUUUUGAUAUGAAUAAUAUUUAUAUGUAUGGCUUUUGUGGGUGCGAAGGUGGUUGGAACGUUUUUUAGUUUUAAACCCACCUCGUUGAGGGUGUUAUAAAUUUGGCACAUAUCAGAAAUAGUCGUCCCAUAUCAGUGGUUGCUUUUGCAGAUCCUUGAUAGGGUGAAGAUGUGACAAUACCUUGUACACUAUAUAUAUAUACAAUAGCCAUUUAUAUCAAUGAUAAAAAAAAUUCUCAUACUGAUUUUUCAAUAUAUUUGUUUGAUCUCUUAAUUUAUUUCAUGUAUUAUGAUUCAUAAAAAGAACAUGAAUGCCAUUUCCGGUUUUCAGCAGUUAAGAUAUGUUUUCAAUAAUCAUUGAUUGGGAUAUUUCAUUGUAAGAACACUCUAUCUUUAAAUGUAAAUAUGAAAAUCUAUGUUUUUUUUUGACUCAAAG
Molecule: messenger RNA, 2923 nt
Organism: Styela clava
Lineage: Eukaryota; Metazoa; Chordata; Ascidiacea; Stolidobranchia; Styelidae
Product: cytosolic Fe-S cluster assembly factor narfl-like
Source: RefSeq, a predicted model, not a curated record